This is a messenger RNA of Maudiozyma saulgeensis, 1434 nucleotides long. The record is from the annotation of a GenBank genome assembly. Lineage: Eukaryota; Fungi; Ascomycota; Saccharomycetes; Saccharomycetales; Saccharomycetaceae.
AUGUUUCAUACAAGUAUAACAAGAACAUUCAGUUCAAGAUAUCAUUCAUUCACAAGACUUCCAACCAUUAAUCAAUUAUUUAACAAUAUUGCAAAUAAAACAAUCAAAGAUAAGGAUAUUAUCCCUGAAUUAAACUGUCACAUACAAGGUAUCAAGAUAUUGAAAAAUGUUACUUUUUUAGAUCUAUUCGAUGGUACGUCUUCACAACCUUUAAAAUUAGUCAUUGAUAAUAAUGUACCAAAUCCUAUCCUUAAUAAAUUAAAGAUGGGUCAAGCUAUAUCUCUUUCAAAGUGGAUUAUAGUAGAAACACCAGACAGAACUCAAUCGUUUGAAUUAUCACAAAAUUCUGAUUCAAAGAUAGAAAUCUUGGGGGAUGUACAGGAUGGCUAUCCUUUACAAUCUAAACAAAAGCUUACAGUCCCUUAUUUACGUUCAAUUCCAUUAUUGAAAUAUAAGACAAAUUAUUUUGCCUCCUUGAUUAGAUUUAGAUCAUUACUCCAAUCUCAAUUGAUUAAAAUAUUAACCAAUCAAGAUUUCAUAAUGUGUAACCCGCCGAUUUUAACUUCAAAUGAUACCGAAGGAAAUAACGAAACAUUUAAAACAAUUCCAAAGAAUUUAAAUCUUACGGUAUCAACACAAUUACAUCUAGAAAUACUAGCUCAAAGUUUAAAAAAUGUUUUUACCAUUUCUCCAUGUUUCAGAGCAGAAAUGAGUGAUACUGGAAGGCAUCUGGCUGAGUUUUGGAUGCUUGAGUUAGAAUCAACAAAUCUUUACAAAUUGGAUGAUUUAUUAAAUUGUGUCAAAUAUCUAAUGAUUAACACUGCAGAAUCUUUAUUAGAAUACAAGGAUAUCGACAGUAUAUUACCAAAUAAUAACCUCCUACCGUUAAAUACCUUGAAUAAGGAUCAAAUAAAGGAAAGAUGGCUUCACGUAGCAAACCCUAACAACUGGAAACAUAUUACAUAUACUGAAGCAGUAGAUAUAUUAAAAGAACAUCAUCCAGGUCCACCAAUUUGGGGAGAAUCAUUAUCAUCUGAGCAUGAAAAAUUUCUCGCUGAAUCUUAUUUUGAUAAAGAUAAAGGUGCUUUCGUUUUAAUUUCUCAAUAUCCAACAAACAUUAAACCGUUUUAUAUGAAACAUUGCUCCACUAAUGAUAAAGUUGUGGAUUGUUUUGAUAUGAUAUUCCCCGGAGGGAUGGGUGAAGUUGCAGGUGGUUCUAUUCGUGAAGUUGAUAUAGAUAUUUUACAAAAGUCAAUUGGUACAGAUAAAGCAACAGAUUUAGACUGGUAUGUUGAUUUAAGAAGAUUAGGUUCUAUGCCAAGAGGUGGAUUUGGUAUUGGAAUGGAACGCCUCAUUUCUUACUUAUUUGGUUUGCAAAACGUUAAAGACGCAAUACCUUUCUUUAGAGUAAUGAAAGAUAAAAUAUCUUUUUAA